Salvelinus namaycush (lake trout) is the source of this 4519-nucleotide messenger RNA. RefSeq names its product E3 ubiquitin-protein ligase MARCHF6-like. Gene Ontology annotation, molecular function: zinc ion binding. The transcript is spliced from 25 exons. NCBI's taxonomy places the organism in Eukaryota, Metazoa, Chordata, Actinopteri, Salmoniformes, Salmonidae. Gene Ontology annotation, cellular component: endoplasmic reticulum membrane. The record is from RefSeq and is a predicted model, not a curated record. Bases 256 to 3078 code for a protein of 940 amino acids.
AUGCUGAUAGUUGCUGUACAUAGCAGUUUUUUACCAUAGCUAGCCUAGCCACAGGGCCCCCGGAGUGCAUGAUAAAAUUGCUACAUUGUAUCCCCACGGGGAAUCAAAUGGUGAAGUUACAUUGUAACCAGUGAUCGAAUCGAACAUCAUUCUGAGAUGUGUUUUUUUAGUUCGCUGGCUGCUAGGCUUUUCACCACCUAGCCAGACGGUGUUAUGUGUUGACUGAAAAGAGGACAGUGUGCGUCAGCAUUCAAGAUGGACACCGCCGAGGAAGGGGAUAUAUGCCGGGUCUGCCGGUCUGAAGGAACCCCGGACAAGCCACUAUAUCACCCCUGUGUUUGCACAGGAAGUAUAAAAUUCAUCCAUCAAGAAUGCUUGGUACAAUGGCUAAAACACAGCAGAAAAGAAUACUGCGAGUUAUGCAAACACAGAUUUGCUUUUACGCCAAUCUAUUCUCCAGAUAUGCCUUCCCGACUGCCUGUUCAGGACAUAUUUGCGGGGCUGGUGACAAGUGUAGGCACAGCUAUUAGAUACUGGUUUCACUACACACUAGUUGCCUUUGCUUGGCUGGGAGUCGUUCCUCUCACAGCAUGUCGCAUCUACAAGUGUCUGUUUACCGGCUCUGUGAGCUCACUCCUUACCCUGCCAUUAGAUAUGCUUUCUACAGAGAACUUGCUGGCGGACUGCUUGCAGGGUUGUUUUGUGGUGACGUGUACACUCUGCGCCUUCAUCAGUCUGGUGUGGCUGCGGGAGCAGAUUGUUCAUGGUGGCGCCCCCCAGUGGCUGGAGCAGAAUCAGCAGCAGCAGCCACAACAUGCACCAGCUCCACAACUUAAUGAGCAGGGCCCUGGUCCUGGGCAGGGGGCGGGUGAGAACCAGCCUGCUGCUGCUGAGCCCCUGGCGGACAAUGGUCCAGCGGCUGAGGUCCCUGACAUCCAGGUGGACCCGGCAGAGCACAUGGAGCUGGAGGACGAGGCUGAGGAUGUAGGGGACGCCAACAAUGGUGCACAAGAUGACAUGAAUUGGAAUGCCCUGGAAUGGGACCGGGCAGCAGAGGAGCUAACGUGGGAGAGGAUGCUCGGUCUUGAUGGCUCCUUGGUUUUCCUGGUAAGUAGCUCAUUCCCCAUGUUUGAUGAAAAUCUUCAGGUUGUUGUAAAUAUGUUGUCCUUCUUUCUUCAUCAGGAGCACGUCUUCUGGGUGGUCUCACUAAACACACUCUUCAUUUUGGUGUUCGCUUUUUGUCCGUAUCAUAUUGGACAUUUCUCAGUUGUGGGUCUUGGCUUUGAAAAUAAUGUGCAGGCCUCCCACUUCGAAGGCCUCAUCACCACCAUCGUAGGCUAUAUCUUCCUGGCCAUGACAUUAAUACUGUGCCAUGGAUUGGCAGCGUUGGUGAGAUUUCAAAGAUCCAGACACCUUUUAGGAGUGUGCUACAUUGUUGUCAAGGUAUCCCUGCUGGUAGUCGUGGAGAUCGGUGUGUUCCCUGUCAUCUGUGGCUGGUGGCUCGACAUCUGCUCACUGGAGAUGUUUGAUGCCUCUCUGAAGGACAGAGAGCUGAGUUUUGACUCUGCUCCCGGCACCACCAUGUUCCUCCACUGGCUUGUAGGGAUGGUCUACGUCUUCUACUUUGCCUCGUUCAUCCUCUUACUGCGAGAGGUGCUGAGACCUGGUGUUUUAUGGUUUCUCAGAAACCUGAACGAUCCUGAUUUUAAUCCUGUCCAAGAAAUGAUUCACCUGCCGAUAUACAGACAUCUCAGAAGAUUAAUUUUAUCAGUGGUGGUGUUUGGCUCCAUAGUUUUACUAAUGUUGUGGCUUCCCAUAAGGAUGAUCAAAUUCAUCCUCCCAGCCUUCCUCCCCUACAAUGUCAUGCUGUACAGUGAUGCUCCAGUCAGUGAGCUCUCUCUGGAGCUGCUGCUACUUCAGGUGGUUCUGCCUGCGCUGCUGGAACAAGGUCACACACGCCAGUGGCUCAAAGGCCUGGUCAGAGCCUGGACCGUCACCGCUGGAUAUCUGCUAGACCUCCACUCGUACCUGUUGGGUGACCAGGAGGAGAAUGAUGAUGAUGCGGACCAGCAGGCCAACAACAAUCCGCAGGGGAGGAAUAACAACGCCAUCCCUGAUGGGCUGCACGCUGCCCACCAGGCUAUCCUACAGCAGGGAGGUCCUGUCGGCUUCCAGCCCUACCACCAACCCAUUAAGUUCAGCUUCAGGAUUGUGUUGCUGAUUGUGUUCAUGUGUGUGACACUGCUGGUGGCCAGUCUGGUGUGCCUCACGUUGCCAGUAUUCGCCGGCCGGUACCUGAUGUCUCUCUGGACGGGCAGCGCAAAGAUCCACGAGCUGUACACGGCAGCGUGCGGCCUAUACGUGUGCUGGCUGUCCAUCAGGGCCAUCACCAUACUGCUGGCCUGGAUGCCACAGGGCAGGAGGGUCAUUCUGCUCAAGGUCCAGGAGUGGACCCUCAUGGUAAUGCUCUGCAACACGAUCCUGAAGACGGUGGUCGUGGCUGUGCUGCUGGUUGGAGCCAUCCCUCUGCUGCUGGGCCUGCUAUUUGAGCUGGUCAUAGUAGCUCCUCUCAGGGUGCCAUUGGACCAGACACCACUCUUCUACCCCUGGCAGGACUGGGCUCUCGGAGUGCUCCAUGCCAAAAUUAUUGCUGCCAUUACUCUGAUGGGUCCCCAGUGGUGGCUGAAAACCGUGAUCGAACAGGUGUACGCUAAUGGAAUUCGCAACAUUGAUCUCCAUUUCAUCAUCCGUAAGCUGGCUGCUCCGGUUAUCUGUGUGCUACUGGUGUCUCUCUGUGUGCCCUAUGUCAUCUCUGCUGGCAUCGUCCCAAUCGUAGCUCAAUAUUCCCCAGGAGUUACCAUGGAGAUGCAGAAUUUGGUGCAGAGGAGAAUCUACCCGUUACUGGUCAUGGUAGUCAUGCUGGUGGGAAUCCUCUCCUUCCAGAUCCGUCAAUUUAAGCGCCUUUAUGAGCACAUUAAGAAUGACAAGUACCUGGUUGGACAGAGACUGGUGAACUAUGAACGCAAGGCGGCAGGCAGAAGCACCACAGCCGCACACAGCAGCUCUUCCCAGGAGUAGGAGCUGUUAUCACCUGACCUGAGAACAGCCUCUAGUUGUGAGGCCUCUCUCCUCCCUUCUGACAUCUCUUCACAUUCAUGACUCAAGCACUCGCCUCUCGCAAUGUCUUCUUUCACUCCCUGCUUACAAGCGUAGCCAGAGAACUGAGGAGUUUGUUUUACAAAAAAGAUUAAACAAAGUCAAAAAUACCCUGAUAACCAACCAACUUGGAAUUGAAAAAAUGGUUUAAUCUUUGUACAUCUUGAAAGAAAAAAAUAGUAUUUUGUGAAUUCAUUUAUUGAAGACUUUGUGAGUUCCUGUUGUUAGGUCUGGAUGGACUGCUACAGUACCUGACCUGUUUGAAUAGGAGGAGGCAGAGUCCCGGGAAGCCUCUUUUCAGCUCUGCUCUAUGGGAUAAUCCCAUUGGAACACAUGACUGAAGCUCUGCUUUAGAGGGAGCAAUGUGAGACAAAGCUGAAGAACUUUGGGAUCAGUUUUUGUAGUUUGUAUUUAUUUGUUUCGAUUUCCCUUUUUAGGGGUUUAGUAUUACAGUGUGUGGGUGAGAGGUUGUUAUUUGCAAGAAAGAAAUGUUCCUAUUGGAAUGGGUGAUUUAGUCUUUCUGUAGCAGGGCUUAAAGCAAGGGACUUUUUAAUUCAGAUUUAUAGAUUUCGGUUCACUGACCGGCCACAAAGGAGCUAAUGAGUGUGUCAGGCUUCCCAGAAUAGCAAUAUACUGGCUUGAUGGUCUCCUGUCUCAGGCUGGGGUUAUUAAUUAACCCAACUAGACAUAUUUAUAUGAUGUAGCUCUAGUGUUUAGUGUCAUUUGAGAGAACCCUAAAAGGCAGAGUAUCUGCUGAGUUUGGCAUUAGGAAUUUACAAGAUUGUAACUGCUCAUGAAAUUUGUAUAAUUUCUACUCUACAGUUCUUGCUACACCUGUUCUUACUUAUGCACGAAUAUAUCAGUCUGUUGCACUUUAAAAAGCUUUAACAUAGUGGCAAUCAUUCAUAAACCAUUUUAUUUAAAUCAAGUCAGUAUUUCAUUCUGGGGGUGAGGACACUAAAAUUAAAUAUGAGUUUUCGAUCUAGUUUGACACUUUUUGGGGCUGUGUGUUGAGAUAUGUUUGUAAAUAAAGCAUUUUUUUUUUCAUUUCACUGUGUACCAUUGUCUUAUAAGUUCCAGGUUUAAGACUUGAUUUCCAAAUUUCAGAGAGUGUAUUAAAUGCUAAGAUUCUAUAAGUGACCUUCUAGUAACUUAAUAUACAAAACUGGAUGCUGGUGUUUACCUGUUGAGUUUAUGCAGACUCAUUUUUAAGCAAAUGUUCUAUUUUUAUAAGUGCAUAUAGAGGCAGUUUCUAGUUGUGUAAAUCUUGUGUUGCUGUUUUGUCUGCUUCAUGUUGUUUUUCUGUGUGUUCCUGAGUGGUCAAGUGUGUAUUGGUCAUCUUAAUAAAUGGCUACUAGAAAAA